This is a messenger RNA of Tetrahymena thermophila SB210, 2100 nucleotides long. Its product is annotated as pre-mRNA-splicing factor ATP-dependent RNA helicase DHX16, putative. Gene Ontology annotation, biological process: spliceosomal complex disassembly. Gene Ontology annotation, cellular component: intracellular anatomical structure; catalytic step 2 spliceosome. The record is from RefSeq and is a predicted model, not a curated record. Lineage: Eukaryota; Ciliophora; Oligohymenophorea; Hymenostomatida; Tetrahymenidae. The transcript is spliced from 10 exons. Gene Ontology annotation, molecular function: ATP binding; RNA binding.
AUGGAAAUUGAGAAAAGCUAAUCACCUAAUAAAAGCACUGUAUAGCAGUAAAUAUUAGUAGAAAAAAACAAAAAUGGCAAUUUGGGGUUAUUUAAUAAGCUCUAAAAAGAAAGAAAGAACCUUCCUAUAUUCAAGCACAGAUAAGGUUUAUUGGAUAAAAUAAAAAGCAAUUAAAUUAGUGUUAUUGCUGGUGAAACUGGUUGUGGUAAGACAACUUAAAUUCCUCAAUAUUUAAUUGAAGAGGGUUUAAACAAGAACAGAAUGAUUGCCGUUACACAGCCUAGAAGAGUUGCAGCUAUUACUAUAGCAUAAAGAGUUGCUUAGGAAAUGAAUACUACUGUUGGUAAUAAAGUUGGUUACAGUGUUAGAUUUGAGGAAGCUGUUGAUAAAAAUAAUACAAAAUUAUUAUAUAUGACUGAUGGUAUGCUUUUAAGAGAAACUAUCGUUGACCCUAAUCUUUCUAGAUUUUCAAUAAUUGUUAUUGAUGAAGCUCACGAAAGAACUAUAAAUUCAGAUUUACUUAUAUCUCUGCUUAAAUAGCUGUCAGAAAGAAGAAAGGAUCUUAAAAUUAUAAUUAUGUCUGCAACAAUAGAAACUGAAAAAUUUGCAAACUUCUUUGAAACAGAAAAUAUUAUAUAUUUAGAAGGUAGAUGCCAUCCAAUUGAAGUAUUCUAUUCAAAAAAGCCACAUGCAGAUUACUUAGAUGCUGCUUUAAACACAAUAUUACAAAUUCACUUCGAAGAAUAAGAUGGAGAUAUUUUAUGCUUUUUAGUAGGACAAGAAGACAUAGAAGACAUGCAACAAAUGCUAGAAGAAAAGAUAGAGCUUUUCCCUAAAGAGGCAAAAAAGCUAAACAUUUGCACUCUCUAUGCUGCUUUACCUUCACAUUUACAAUUAUUAGCAUUUGAAAAAAGCUAAGAAGGUGAAAGAAAAGUAGUUUUAUCUACUAAUAUUGCUGAAACUUCAGUUACCAUUGAUGGUAUAAAAUAUGUUGUUGAUCCUGGUUUAGUUAAGACAAGGAAGUAUAACCCAAAUAAAUUAAUAGAAAUGCUUUUAGUUGUACCCGUUUCUAAAUCUUCAGCUAUGCAGAGGGCUGGUAGAGCAGGUAGAUAAUCUGCAGGUAAAUGCUUUAGGCUCUACACCAAAUAUACUCAUGACACCUUGGCUGAAUUUAUGUUACCUGAAAUUCUCAGAUCAAAUCUUUCAACAGUUAUUUUGCAAAUGAAAGCUAUUGGAAUUAAAGAUGUUAAAGGAUUCUAGUUUAUAGAUAGACCACAUGAAGACUAAUUCAUAGAAAGUAUUGAAAACCUUUAACAGAUGAACGCUUUAGAUGCUAAUGAAAAUAUUACUUUGCAUGGUAAGGAAAUGGCUGAAUUACCUCUUGAACCAAUAUAUGCUCAUUUUAUGCUUGUAGCUUUUGCUACUAAUCCUAACUCGAUUAGUGUUGUUCUUUCAGCAAUCAGUUUGAUGCAAGUAGAAAAUCUCUUUUUCAUUCCUAAGGGUGCAAAAAUAUCUUUAUUAGAUGUUUUACUUAGGUUUUAGUUAGGAAAUAGUGAUUAAUUGACAAAGGUCAACAUGCUGCACUAAUAUUAUCUAGCAAAAAAUAAAAAGAGUUUUUGUAAAGAAAAUUUCAUUAAUCAAAAAAAUAUAAAGAAAGCUUUGGAAGUAAGAUAAUAAUUAGAAAAUUACUUCCUUGAUAUUCUUAAGAAGAGAUCUAAAAAGAAUUAAAAGUAAAACUAAGCAAAUAUCUAAUAGCAAAGUGAAGAGUAGUAAAUUUAAGAAGAAUUAGCAAAAGGAAAUACAUUAAAAAAAUUGUAAGAAGAACAUAAAACAGCUAUUUAAUAGGAAAUAAAUACAGAAGAGUUUAUAUCAUGUAUUGCUAAAGGAUUAUCUGUGAAAGCUGCCAAGCUAAAUAACGAUGGAACUUAUACUAUUAUUAGAAGCAAUAUUCAAGCUUACAUUCACCCUGAGAGUUUGCUGUUUUACUCAAAGCCUAAACCUGAUUAUAUCAUUUUCAAUGAAGUUGUUAGUACUAUAAAAACGUAUCUUAGAGACAUUACUGAAAUAUCAUUCUCUGAUUUUAAAGAAAUUUCUAAAUGA